AUGGUAUUUGGUCGAUGUAGCUUUAAUCCUCAUUGGAACUUUGUUAUGAUUAAAACCAACUAUCGCAUUGGGAUAUUAUUGUUCACACCUACGUCUUUGGAUGUAUUUGCUCUUGAUAACAAACCGAGCAACUACUAA
Fusarium pseudograminearum CS3096 is the source of this 138-nucleotide messenger RNA. RefSeq lists its product as uncharacterized. The record is from RefSeq and is a predicted model, not a curated record. NCBI's taxonomy places the organism in Eukaryota, Fungi, Ascomycota, Sordariomycetes, Hypocreales, Nectriaceae. The coding region runs from base 1 to 138 and encodes 45 amino acids. The transcript is spliced from 3 exons.